AUGAUGUGGCGAGGCACCAGAUCCGUGACAGUUGACAAGCUGGAGGAACUGAGAUGCCCCGAUCAAAAUGGAACAAAGUAUGAGUUCGAUAAAUUCAUCGAAACUUUGAGGAACCAUGUGACAAUAUCAUGGGGAAAAGGUGAAGACGUGGGACACGUUUUGAAGCACCAAGAAGAACCAAUAUUCGCGGGACCGACUCCAUUAACGACAGAUGAGCUGAAGGACCCAGAUUUGGUGGAGGAAUACAUCAAGGAAUUGAAACGUAUCGAGGAACAGGUCCGGAAACUGAGAUUAGACCUGGACAAAGAAAGAGAAAAGAAAGCACCUGUGGAUAGGAGCCCCAAGGACAAGAAACAGAAGUUUCGCCGACAGCAGACAACUUCUGGGAAGCUAUCGAUCGGAGAUCAAGUGCGGAUUGCAAAUCCAAACAAAGGGCAAGAAUCAGAGGGCGAAGUCACAAGCAUUAAUCGCAUCUCUGGAUUCGUCACCGUCCACACACGAACGCAAAGAAUCAGAAGAUUGGCGAAGAACCUAGAUAGGUUGGAACCCUAA
Cylindrotheca closterium is the source of this 552-nucleotide messenger RNA. The record is from the annotation of a GenBank genome assembly. Lineage: Eukaryota; Bacillariophyta; Bacillariophyceae; Bacillariales; Bacillariaceae.